Trichomonas vaginalis G3 is the source of this 1002-nucleotide messenger RNA. RefSeq names its product phage tail repeat-like family. The coding region runs from base 1 to 1002 and encodes 333 amino acids. The record is from RefSeq and is a predicted model, not a curated record. The transcript has a single exon. Lineage: Eukaryota; Parabasalia; Trichomonadida; Trichomonadidae.
AUGUAUGACAACAUCUCUGAUUUCACAAGAUAUGAUGACGACCAUGACCCCGAACACGGUGAAGAAGAAGUUUUACAAACAUCCAUUAAGACAGGAAAGGUUUUAACUCAAAGUCUCAUUAUUGACACCAAAGAUGGCGAAGUGGACGUUCUUCAAGAGCUGAAGAAAAAUACUUCUUCGGGAGGUGGUGGUAGGCAUGAACUUGAAAUAAAUGAGAUAGAAGAGAAAUUAGCCGAAAAAGCAGAUAAAAACCAUGUUCAUUAUAUAAGUUCAGACGAACAAAUUAUAACGGACUACCACGGAUAUUUAACACGAACUGAAGAAGAAGUGAAGACGGAAGAUGUUAAUGAAAGAAGAUAUAAAUUCAUUCGUGCUAAAGGUUAUGACAUACACUGUACUGUACAGUAUGACACAGGUAAAGCACCAGAAGCAUUUGGUUAUAACGAUGAAAUUUAUGCUUCAUACUUCUCUGUUAACGAUAUAUUAGUUGAACCAAAAUUUACAUUGAGAGUUAAGGCAAAAAUAACUUUUGAAGAUGCUAUUAAAAGUAAAGCUGACAAAGAUGAACUUGACGCAACGAACAAAGUUUUGAAAUCUCAUAAACACAAUAUCUCCGAUAUAAAUGAACUUCAAGCUAAAUUAAAUAGUAAAGCUGACAAGAACCAUACACAUGAAUCCUUCACUACUGUUAGAGCAGACGACAUAAUAUUGAACUAUACCCUUGGUUCAAGUGCACCUUUAGAGAAUCCAAGUACAAGCGUAAAAGAUACACUACACUCCUUAAAUAGUAAAUGUAUGAACAUUGAAGGUCAUGCCAGAAACUUUGAAACAUAUAAACUACCAGCAAUGUUAGAUAAGAAAGCAGAUAAAGAACAUACACAUAACUCCUUCUCAACUGUUGCUAUAGAAAGUAUUGAAGGAACGGUUGGCGGAACUGGUGGGGAUGCAUUAUAUUAUAAACCUCCUAACUUUCCACAAGGUUUAACAUCGAAUGAAAAAUAA